This is a messenger RNA of Mugil cephalus (flathead mullet), 1639 nucleotides long. It is a transcript of the gene snx10a, whose product is annotated as sorting nexin 10a. The coding region runs from base 335 to 931 and encodes 198 amino acids. NCBI's taxonomy places the organism in Eukaryota, Metazoa, Chordata, Actinopteri, Mugiliformes, Mugilidae. Gene Ontology annotation, biological process: intracellular protein transport. The transcript has 7 exons. The record is from RefSeq and is a predicted model, not a curated record. Gene Ontology annotation, molecular function: phosphatidylinositol binding.
ACGCAGGUGGGCAGUGGGGAAACGCACUGCGCACUUCUCUCAGAGGAAAGGGUUUUUGGGGCCAGUUUCUGUCUGAAUGAGCAAGUAACGUUUUUAGGACUUUUUAUUUUGAGUUUUUUUUUUUUUUUUUGAUAUUUUACGUCUGCGUCAGCAGGCAGGGCCAGGCGAGGAAAGUCGAAGGGAGCGUUUGGAGCUUUGUAUUAGCGGCAGUGGUUCGGGUUCGGGCCAGGCAGGGGUUAGCCUUAGAACCAGGUCACUGAGUGGGUCCUGGUUGUCUUCGAUCACCGGGUCACGUCUCUGGGAGUGAAAAGGGGGAAAGGUCUUCGUACUCAUUAUGGACAGUAUUCUGGAAAAUCUCUCAAAAACUGAGUUCAUCAGCAUCUGUGUUCAGCAUCCAAAGCUCCAUAAAGAUGACCUCUGGCACACACAUAUUGACUAUGAGAUCUGCAUACAUACCAACAGCAUGUGUUUUCGAAAGAAGACUUCCUGUGUGAGGCGGCGUUACAGUGAGUUUGUUUGGCUGCGCCAUUGUCUCGGACAGAACGCUCUCAUCAUAGAGUUGCCCAAGUUGCCACCUUGGAACCCCUUCUUCAGUCUGAGGAACCCAGAGCAAGUUAACAGGAGAAUGAAGGGCCUGCAGGAGUUUUUAGAAAAUGUUUUUCGCACUCCCUUGCUGCUAUCGGACAGUCGCCUCCAUUUGUUCCUCCAGUCAGACCUUAGCAUCGCAAAGAUCGAAAAGUGUGUUCAUGGUAAGACCAGGUACACCGUGGCUGAAGCCAUACAACGUUCCAGCGGUGGUUACAUUGGCAGGUUAGAAGACAAGGCCUCGUGUGACUCUGACUGCGAAAGCUCAUCAUCGUCAGGCUUGGGACUAAGCGUUGACUCUCCGCAGAGAGUUAGCCCCAUUCCUUUCUUCCAGUCCACGAACUGAGAUCCAGUACGGAGUUCUGCCAUCCCUCUGCUCUCUCACUGAGCCUUACAGCAUAGCUGUGCUGCACCUUUACUUCUUUCUCAAUAUAGUUCAUUGUUGAACUGGUCUGUGAUGUUCUACUAAGCUCUUGCUAUUCUUAACCUUCAAAGAGCAAAAAAAAAAUUUUAGUUGUUAACUUCAUUAAUCCCCUUAAACCUUUAUUUUAAUUUGCCUGAGAUGUCUCUUAAAUACGUGCCUUAAUAAUUUAACUUGUGUGUAUGUGUAUAUUUUCAUGUUUUUAAAAUAUGUAAAGCCUAUAUAAUAGUGAACACUUUAAUAUCCUCUGUAUAUAUUUUUAUCACUGUACCGAGCAUAGCAAUGAAUGUUUUGAAGUGAAGUUUUAAGGAAAAAAAACUGAAUGCUUUUAUGAUUUGUUAAUGGAUGAAUAAACUGUCUUUUUUUUGGAGGAAAAUAGGCUUGCAUCUACAUACGCUUUGUGUAAAUCAGAGUUUGGUUAAAUUUGAUGUCACAUACUUUACUACAGUUUGGUCUUGUAACUUAUCGCUGUGUGUACAGUACAGUCAUGCAUUGCUCUAUCAGUCCAGUAGAUGGAGCGUAAGCAUCGUAGCAGCCUGAAUCCACUGAGUAAACAGAAAAAGGACACAGUGCUGACAGGAGAUGGUUUAGGACACACAAUUUGUCUACCUAAAAUAAAAUAUUCAUCUCCCA